Centruroides sculpturatus (bark scorpion) is the source of this 1388-nucleotide messenger RNA. Its product is annotated as dual oxidase maturation factor 1-like. The record is from RefSeq and is a predicted model, not a curated record. Gene Ontology annotation, cellular component: endoplasmic reticulum membrane. The transcript has 10 exons. Lineage: Eukaryota; Metazoa; Arthropoda; Arachnida; Scorpiones; Buthidae. The coding region runs from base 95 to 1282 and encodes 395 amino acids. Gene Ontology annotation, biological process: protein transport.
UCCUUGAACAACUUUCUUUAUCGACAACUUGUCAUAAAUUUAACAUUAAAUAUUCAGCUCGGUUUUUAGUAAAUUUGGUGAAAAGGUAGUUAAAAUGGGUACGUAUUCAGCAUUUCGUACAAAUGGAUAUCCUACAAUUUAUGGAGAAAAUAAACAACCAGUGACUGUGGAUGUUCUAAUUGCUGGAUUAAUAUUUUCUUUUGUAAUAAUCCUCGUUUCGUUUUUACUAAUUGUUCCGGGUGUACGUGGCAAAGAGAAAGUACCUUUCUUCUGUCGUUUUGCGAUAAGUCUCCUGAUUGGUGCGGUUAUUUUAAUAUGUAAUUUUGGACAAGAUUGGGAAGUGGGUAAAGUAGAAACUUCGACUCAAUAUAAAGCCUUUACUAAGAAAGAAGUAGAAGCAGAAGUCGAAUUAAAAAUUGGAUUGAGAAGUAUUAAUGUCACGUUAGUUGGUAAGCCUAUUCAUCAAUUGGGAGAAAGGAUACAAUACAAUGAAAGAUUUUCGUGGGAGUGGGCUCAGGGAAGGAAUGGUUUUGGUCCACAAGCUGGUCGAAUUAAUAGAGAAUUUAGAGCAGCGCAGUGGAAAGGUCUACCAUAUCCAAUUUUAUGGAUAGCCGAAUAUUUUACAAUAGAUGGAGAAGGGAUAAGAUUCGGACGACAUUACAGAACUGCUGGAUGGUACAGCCACAUAAUGAUGUGGACAGCUUUUCCGUUGUGGAUAUUGAGCAACAUACUUUUCUUCAUGGUUAUCAGAUACGGUGCUUAUUUUCUGACAUUAACGGGUUGCAGUCUGAUUCUGGCUAACAUCCUUUUUGCGAGCAUUCGUAAUUUUAUCAGAUUAGAAAUACCCAUAGGAGAAGAAAAAUUAGUUUUGCAUUACGGAUGGAGUUUCUGGCUCACGCUCUUUACAGGUUUACUGUGUAUCGUUCUUGGAAUAGCCAUUUUGAUAUUAGAUCUUAGAAAUCCAGACAUCAUUUCAGCCUUCUUUGGAAUUGAUAUUUUACAAGAUUAUGAAGAUUUUUAUAUUGCCGUUGAAGAUUUAGGAAUUAAGAGAACCGAACUGAAACCAGAAAGUGAAGAAACUCCAAACGAGGAAAUGUACAAUAUGAGAAAACGUAGCAUUUCUAUAAAAUUUCAACAAAGACCAUUCCAAAGACCUUUGCCAGCUCCACGUCAUCUGAUUGUCGAAGAGGAACAACAACCUGUUUAUGAAAAUCUGGCGGCUGGAACAUUUAAUACCAUCGAAGAAGAGACGGAAGAACACGAAACUGUUCCACUUCGAUAAUUUCUAAUUUAGUUUACAAUCAUUAUAAUUGUAUAUUUAUUACGUAAGGAUUGUUUCAAGAUUUCACAAAGCAUUUUCAAUUAAAUUUUGAAACUAAAAGACUGGA